Anas platyrhynchos (mallard) is the source of this 4327-nucleotide messenger RNA. RefSeq names its product structural maintenance of chromosomes 4 (gene SMC4). Gene Ontology annotation, molecular function: protein binding; ATP binding; ATP hydrolysis activity. Gene Ontology annotation, biological process: mitotic chromosome condensation. NCBI's taxonomy places the organism in Eukaryota, Metazoa, Chordata, Aves, Anseriformes, Anatidae. The record is from RefSeq and is a predicted model, not a curated record. Gene Ontology annotation, cellular component: chromosome; condensin complex.
UCUAACGAAUUUCGGUUCGAGUUCGCCGUUUGGGCGCCAUUUUCGAGUGUGGCAGCCGCCGAGCCGCCGCGGCCAGCCCGGUCCCCAGCACCGCUGCCGCUCCGAGCCGCCCCGGCCGGGGAACCGGCGGCCGCUCCCCGGGGCAGGGGGCCGAGGGGAGCUCCCCCGAGGAAGAGGAGGAGGCGGCGGGGGUCGCUGAGGCGAAAAGGAGGUAGAUCCCUUCAGUAGUUUGAUUGCUUGGAAUUGAAGGGGAACAGCCAACAGAUAACCAUGGCAAGCAAGAGCACCAAAACAUCCACAGCAGCCCAUCAGAAGGGCAGGGAGCCUUUAGAGGAUUCCACCAGUGACAUGGAAGUGGAAAAACAAGGAAACGGACAGCUUGGUGAAGUACAACCACAAGCAGUCUCAAAUGAGGUGCCUGACAAUCGAAGUUUAGAAGAGAUUUUGGGUAGCAUCCCUCCUCCCCCACCUCCAGCAAUGACCAAUGAACCUGGUGCUCCUCGUCUCAUGAUAACUCAUAUUGUAAACCAGAACUUCAAAUCCUAUGCAGGGGAGCAAAUUUUGGGACCUUUUCAUAAGCGUUUUUCAUGUAUUAUUGGGCCAAAUGGCAGUGGAAAAUCCAAUAUCAUUGAUUCAAUGCUUUUUGUGUUUGGGUAUCGAGCACAAAAAAUCAGAUCCAAAAAACUCUCUGUGCUGAUCCAUAAUUCUGAUGAACAUACGGACAUCCAGAGUUGUUCUGUGGAAAUCCACUUCCAAAAGAUCAUUGACAAGGAAGGAGAUGAUUAUGAAGUCAUUCCUAAAAGCAAUUUUUGUGUAUCUAGAACUGCCUAUAGAGAUAAUUCUUCUGUCUAUCACAUUAAUGGAAAGAAGUCAACAUUCAAAGAUGUUGGUAUUCUUCUUCGAAGUCAUGGAAUUGAUCUGGACCAUAACAGAUUCUUGAUUUUACAGGGGGAAGUUGAACAGAUUGCAAUGAUGAAACCGAAAGGCCAGACCGAACAUGAUGAAGGCAUGCUCGAAUACUUGGAAGACUUGAUAGGGUCUGCACGACUGAUAGAACCUAUCCAAACUCUGUGUCGCAGAGUAGAGAUUUUAAAUGAACAGAGAGGAGAAAAGUUAAAUAGAAUUAAAAUGGUGGAAAAAGAAAAGGAUGCUUUAGAAGGGGACAAGAAUAAAGCCAUUGAAUUUCUUUCUUUGGAAAAUAAAAUGUUUAAAGAAAAGAAUCAUAUCUGUCAAUACUACAUCUAUGACCUACAGAAACGAAUAAAUGAUUUGGAAAAGCAGAAAGAAAAAACACAGGAAGAAACAAAAGAUAUUAAUGAGAAGAGCAGCAAACUUGCAGAUGUAAAGAAAGCCAAGGAUAAAGCUUUAAAAGAACUCGAAAAGAAACUGAAAAAAAUUACAACGUUUCUGGAGGAAAAUAAAACAAAAUUUACUGAAUUGGACUUGCAGGAUGUUAAAGUAAGGGAAAAAUUAAAACAUGCUAAAAGCAAGACUAAAAAAUUGGAAAAGCAACUUCAAAAGGACAAAGAAAAGGUAGAAGAACUGAAAAAUGCAUCCUCUAGUAGUGAAAAAAGUAUCAGCGAUGCAACAUCCAAGAAAGAGCUUCUUGAAAAGGCAAAAAUCGAAGAAGAAGAAAAACUCAAGCAGGUUAUGAAUAGCCUUAAGAAAGAAACAAAAGGAAUUCAGGAAGAAAAAGAGGCCAAAGAGAAGGAGCUUAUGGAGUUUAAUAAAACGGUGAAUGAAGCACGUUCAAAGAUGGACGUAGCACAGUCAGAGCUUGAUAUCUAUCUCAGCCGUCACAACACUGCUGUGUCUCACUUAAAUAAAGCAAAGGAGACUCUGACAUCUGUCUGUGAAACUCUUAAAGAAAGGAAAGCUGCUAUCAAAGACAUAUCUGCAAAAUUACCCAAAGCUGAACAGGAAUUAAAGGAGAAACAAAACAGGCUUGAGAAGCUGGGAAAAGAUGAAACAGAAGUGAAGGAUAUUGUUCUAAAUCUGCGUCAAAAAGUAGAAGAAGCCAAAAGUUCUUUAGCACAAAGUCGCAAUCGAGGAAAAGUGCUCGAGGCUCUGCUUCAGCAGAAGAAGUCUGGAAAUAUUCGUGGAAUACACGGAAGACUGGGAGACUUGGGAGCUAUCGAUGAAAAGUAUGAUGUUGCUAUUUCGUCAUCUUGUAGUGCCUUAGACUACAUCGUUGUCGAUACAAUCGAUGUUGCAGAGGAAUGUGUAAAAUUCUUAAAGAGAACAGGAAUUGGAGUUGCCACAUUUAUAGCCUUGGACAAAAUGGCUGUGUGGGAAAAAAAUCUUAAAAAAAUCCCAACCCCUGAAAAUGCUCCUCGGUUGUUUGAUCUGGUGAAAAUAGAAGACGAGAUCUUUCGCGUGGCUUUUUACUUCGCGUUACGUGAUACCCUAGUAGUUAAGACCUUGGAAGAAGCUUCCAGAAUAGCCUUCCAAAAAGAUAAAAGGUGGAGGGUUGUAACAUUGAAAGGGGAAGUCAUUGAGCAAUCAGGAACAAUGACUGGUGGUGGAAAUAAAGUAAUAAAGGGCAGAAUGGGCUCCGCGGUUAUAAUUGAUGUUUCAGAAGAAGAGAUCGGCAGAAUGGAAGCUCAACUGCAGAAGGAUUCCAAAAGAGCAGAACAGUGUGAAGAAGAGAAAUUGCAGCUUGAAGAAGAUGUACCAAAACUACGCUGGAAUGUUCGGGAAAUGAAAAAUACUUUAGAAAAGUAUACAGCGAGUAUCCAGAAUUAUUCUGAACAAGAGGUUCUUCUAAAAGGCCAACUUAAGGAACUUGAAGCAAACGUAAUUGCUACUGCUCCGGACAAAAACAAACAGAAGGAAUUGGAAAAAAUCCUUGAUGGUUACAAAAAAGAUUAUGAGCAUGUUGCUGAAAAAGCUGGUAAAAUGGAAAGUGAAGUUAAAAGAUUACAUAAGCUCAUAAUUGAUACCAGUAAUCAAAAACUUAAAGUACACCAAGACAAACUUGAUGAGAUCAACAAAGAAAUAGAUGAACAUACUUCAGCUAUUACUAAAGCCCAAGUGGCAAUCAAGAGCGCACAAAGAAACAUGAAAAAAUCUGAAGAGGCUGUUCUUCGCACUGAGAAGGAACUUGGAGAUAACGAGAAAGAAAUUAAAGACUUAACAGAAGAGCUGACUGUGCUAGAAGACAAAGCCACUGAGGUUAUGAAUGAGCGCAAGCAAGCUGAAGAAGCACUGCCAGCAGUUCAGGAGGAGCAUCGCGGUUUACUCCAGGAGAUAGGUGCUAUUCAAGAGGAUGAAUAUGCACUUCAGAAGGAAGCUCUCAGUAUAAAACUUAAAAUUGAACAGAUUAAUGGUCAUAUUUCUACACACCAAUCAAAGAUUAAAUACUGGCAAAAAGAGAUAUCAAAAUUAUCACUGCACGCCAUAGAAGAUAAGCCACCUGAAGAACUUCCAGUGCUCAGUCAAGAAGAGCUUGAAGCUAUCAAGGAUCCAGAUAUUAUCACUAAUCAGAUAGCUCUGCUGGAAGCUCAGUGUCAUGAAAUGAAACCAAACCUCAGUGCUAUUGCAGAAUACAAGAAGAAGGAAGAGUUAUACUUGAACCGUGUGGCUGAAUUGGAUGAAAUAACCAACAAGAGAGACCAAUUUAGACAAGCUUAUGAAGAUCUUCGGAAACAAAGGCUAAAUGAAUUUAUGGCAGGAUUUAACGUAAUAACAAAUAAACUGAAGGAAAACUACCAGAUGCUUACUUUGGGAGGAGAUGCUGAAUUGGAACUUGUAGACAGUCUGGAUCCCUUCUCCGAGGGAAUCAUGUUUAGUGUUCGGCCUCCAAAGAAAAGUUGGAAGAAGAUAUUUAACUUAUCAGGAGGAGAGAAGACUCUAAGUUCACUGGCUCUAGUUUUUGCACUUCAUCAUUACAAGCCAACACCGCUUUAUUUUAUGGAUGAGAUUGAUGCAGCACUUGACUUCAAAAACGUGUCUAUUGUAGCAUUUUACAUCUAUGAGCAAACAAAAAAUGCACAAUUUAUCAUCAUCUCCCUGCGAAACAACAUGUUUGAGAUUGCAGACAGACUGAUUGGAAUAUACAAGACUAACAAUACCACAAAAAGUGUGGCAACCAACCCAAAAGUCAUUGCAUCUAAAGGACUGGCUGAACCUCCGCAGUGUUGUACGUAAUAUAGCUCCAAUGUAGCAUGAACAAAAAACUUCCCAGUGUCUAUUUACAUUCUUGUUGCUGCUCAUUGUCUUUUCUAAUAAACUUUUGUAUAUUGAGAUUUUUUUCCUCUAGUUUUAAGGCUUCUAUUUGAGCUUGUUAAUAAAACCAGUCUCUAAAUAAAUUCCUUUAUCGUUAUUA